GCAGCGAGCUGGGACCGGCACCGCCCGCACCAUGCGCUCCGCCAAGCCCUGCCGCAUCCUCCUCCUCAUCCUCCUCCUGCCGCCGCCGCCCGCCGCCGCCUACUUCGGCCUGACCGGGAAGGAAGCCCUGACCCAGUUCCCAUCCCUGGGCGCCUCGGGGGGCUCUGGCCCAGGCCAGGGCCACGUGAAGCAGUGCGAGCUGCUCCAGCUGUCCCGCAAGCAGAGGCGGCUGUGCCGGAGGGAGCCGGGGCUGGCGGAGACGCUGCGCGACGCCAUCCGCCUGGGCGUCCUCGAGUGCCAGUUCCAGUUCCGCAGCGAGCGCUGGAACUGCAGCCUGGAGGGACGGCCCAGCCUGCUCAAGAGAGGUUUUAAGGAGACAGCCUUCCUGUACGCCGUGUCCUCGGCGGCGCUGACGCACUCGCUGGCGCGGGCGUGCAGCGCGGGGCGCAUGGAGCGCUGCACCUGCGACGACUCCCCAGGCCUGGAGAACCGCAAGGCCUGGCAGUGGGGCGUCUGUGGGGACAACCUCAAGUACAGCACCAAGUUCCUGAAAAAGUUCCUGGGCCAGAAGAGGAUCGGCAAAGACCUGCGGGCCAAGGUGGACAUCCACAACACCAAUGUGGGCAUCAAGGCGGUGAAGAACGGCCUCAAAACCACCUGCAAGUGCCACGGUGUGUCGGGCUCGUGCGCGGUGCGGACGUGCUGGAAGCAGCUCUCGCCCUUCCAUGAGAUUGGGCGGCUCCUGAAGCUGCGCUACGACGACGCCGUCAAGGUCUUCAGCACCACCAACGACGCCGUGGGACACUCGGAGCUGGCAGGGCCACACAGACACGGCCACUCGGGCAAGCAGCCCGCCCUGCCGCGCCCCACCGACCUGGUGUAUGUGGAGGACUCGCCCAGCUUCUGCCGGCCCAGCAAAUAUUCCCUGGGCACCGCGGGCAGGACCUGCUCCCGCGAGGGCAACUGCGACAGCAUGUGUUGUGGCCGGGGCUACAACACCCAGAGCCGCCUGGUCACCUUCUCGUGCCACUGCCAGGUGCAGUGGUGCUGCUACGUGGAGUGCCAGCAGUGCAUGCAGGAGGAGGUGGUCUACAGCUGCAAGCAGUAGGGACAGCCCCAAGGGGCAAGGCGAGUCCAGGGGAGCAGCAGGGAGACAGGGACAUGGCUCUCUGCUGUGGGGUCAGGGUAAAGGUGAGCACCAAAUGUGUGCUGUGCUACACCAACCUCAGCGUUGAGAUGCCCAAACCUCAGCGUGAGAUGCUCCAACCUCAUCAUUGAGAUGCUCCAGCCUUGGCGUUGAGAUGCUCCAACCUUGGCACUGAGAUGCUCCAGCCUUGGGUUGAGAUGCUCCAGCCUGGGUGUUGUGAUGCUCCAGCCUGGGUGUUGUGAUGAUCCAACCUCAGCAUUGAGAUGCUCCAACCUUGGCACUGAGAUGCUCCAACUUCAGCAUUGAGAUGCUCCAACCUCAUCACUGAGAUGCUCCAGCCUUGGGUUGAGAUGCUCCAACCUCAGUGUUGAGAUGCUCCAUCCUUGGCGUUGAGAUGCUCCAGCCUUGGGUUGAGAUGCUCCAACCUUGGGGUUGAGAUGCUCCAACCUCGGUGUGACAUGCUCCAGCCUCAGCAUUGAGAUGCUCCAACCUCAGCGUUGAGACGCUCCAGCCUGGGGAGAGCCCCUGCAUGAGCAGGGAAAACCAGAGGUUUUUUGUUGGAUAUGGGGUCAGGAAGGAGGGACAGAGAGCAGAGGGGAUGUGGGCACAGCAGAAGCCCUGAUGCAGCCACAAAUGUCCCUCAAGUUCAAACUUGUACUCACCUGUGUGGGAAAAUCCUCCUUCUGCGCCCCUCAGGUUUACUCAUGGAGAUGCAUUGAGGUGGUGACAUUAGGACACUGAGGUCUUGUGCCCUGGAUCCUGCAGAGAAGAGGAUUAAGGGACUGGGGAGGCCACAACCAGACUGGCCCAGGUGUGGCAGGGCCAGCCGUGCUCCUGCACCAGGGCAGAAGGACUCUGGCAGUGGGGAAUUGCCAGUGCCAUGCCCUAGGAGCUGGCUGAACCCUUUCUGCUGCCAACUCACCCACGCACUGCUGAAUAAUCUCAUUUUGGCUCAAGAAUUGUGCCUCAGAAACACCAGCUUACAAAGGGAGCUCAUGCCCAUCACCUCCCAGGUCUGUAGUUUGGAUAUUGGACUCCAGGUGCAUUUUAACCUUGCUGUUCCAGGUCACCUGGAACUGCUGCAGUGACAGUGUUUGAGCCAUAGGAACUCAGCUGAGGGCUGUGAAGUCACCCCUCUGCAGCACUUGGCCUCCCAGGGGGUAUUUAUUGGUGGUGAUCCAGGGGAUGGUGCCAGUUAUAAAUCUCUCUUCUUCCUCCUCCUCCCCAAUCAAUCAAUCAAUCAAUCAUCUUUUUGUACUGUGUGCAGCACACUCUGCCUGGUGCCUGAGGUGUGUCACAUCCCACAGUCCUGCCCUGUGCCAAUGACAGGUAAAGCCUCUGAAAGGGAAUUAGGAACCACGGGAGCCACUGAAAAAUUUGCCAGUCAUGAGUCACAAUCCCUGCCCUGAGAAGCUGGGUAUGUCCAGCCCCUGGGUAUGGUCCAGCCUGUGCAGGGUGAGGGAAGGUGGCCUGGGGAAAAAAGCACAGGCUCUUAUAGAGUCAUGAGCUUACUUUAAACCUUGUUUUUCCCUUUGAUUUUUAGCUAAACACACCAGACCCAGCCUGUUCAGUUCCUUCGGCUGAUUUAGGGAGCAGUUUUGGGAAUGGCAUAGGCACCCCCUGACCUGGCCACCAGGUAAAUGGAGGUGUAGCACAGCCUCUCUGGGUGUGCAUUUUCUGCUCCUGGGUUUUCCUGGUUGAUCCUGCAGCAGCUCUGGAUUGUCCCUGAGGUAACAAACCUGCUGUAUUUACUCUGGGUACAAACCAGCCAGAGUGCAGAUGGGCUGGUGCUGCAAAGAAUAUUGGAACCCUAAAGCUCAAAUCCAAAUUCACUGGCAGUGUAAGGGGUGAAGAUGCUGGUGUGGGUAGCAAGAUGGACUCAUCCACAGGUGGAAUUGGGCUGAAUUCCAGCAGGAUGGAGCUCUCCCCAGAGGUGUGGGAUCUGCCUGUGUGGAUCUGCAGGAGUGGAGCAGCUCAGCAACUCAUUACAGCUGCUCUGAGCAAUCCCCUGCAGUGAAGAAUGUGUGUUCACACUCUCUUUACCUUGACUUUGUUGCCCUUUUGGUUUUUACAACUGUUUUUGACUUCUGCUCCCUCCAGUGCUGGCACGGAGCAGUCUCAGGCAGAUCAAGCAUUAACUGGCUGUUUGGAGGCCACUUCCCUCUCACCAGCUACAGGUCCUUUAAAGGGCUUAUUCCUUUUUAUCCCUUUUCUGGCUCACGUUGACUUGAACUGAAUUAAAGAGUUUAUGACAGACAUAAUACUGCAAAUAGGCUUAAUUAGCCUUACUUUUUUUUUACCUCCUAAAUACCCAAGAGCAGACCAUUAUUUAUAUGUUGCUUUUAAUCCUUUUGGAGUUGAAAUCUUCCCACGAGUCUCAAUUUUGAGCACUCAAUGAAAAAGCUUCCAAAUAAGCUAAAAUUGGCAUUGUGGGUGAAGUGAGCGGGGAACUUGCUCUGGCUGAACUAUUGAUCCCAAACCCUCUGCCCCACUGACCUCCAGCCUUGUCCAGCACCAGAGAGGGAGGGAAUACCCCAAUUUGGGAGGGUACUUUGGGAUCCCAUGCCAUUACAUGGAUCAUUCCCAUUUAAACAGGAUCUGUGGCUCAGUGGAAAGAGUUGGAUCCCAUUCCUUGGGAAACAAGUGGAGGAGGCACCACUCUGUCCUCUUGCUUUUAUCAAAGCUGCACAGGAAUUGCUGAAUAAGAACUGGACAAAACCAAAUGUCAGGGAAAAAUAAGUUUCUUCAUGUACCAAAGGGGACUUUUGGAAAUUCUUUGUCCUGUGUGGCUUACAGCUGCUGGAGAAGAUCUGAGGAAGAGAUGGUUCAGUCUCUGGUACCCAGGGGUGGGUUUGGGCUCAGUGGGCUGUGGAGGUUUGGCAUUGGGCUGGAGUGAAUUUGGGUUGUUCACUGUUAAACCAGGUCUGGACAAGGACAUCUGAUGUCCCCCAGUUUUGCUCUGGUUAACUCAGAGCCCCCUUCAGCCCCUCCUGGCACUGCUGCAAAUCUUCCUGUCCAACCCCUGCCAGGCAGCCCAGCCUCAAGGGCUGGAAACAAAAUUAUGAACAUUGAUGGGAAAGAAAUAAAUAAUUACAAAUGCCCAGUUUGAGGAUUGGAAAGAGACUUGAGCAUAGUUUUAGUUUGAGGCAACACUGAUGUCAAUCUGUUUGGUGUCCUUCAGCACUGAGUUUUUUAGAGAUGGUCCCAUGGGUAAGGGAGGGAAAAAGUUUGCUUGGGACAGAUAUUGUGGUGGUUUUGAGGUUUUUAUUUCAUUCAGUUGUCCAGGGCUAUUUUGUUGGGUUGAUAUUCCAAAUGUGAUUUAAUUCAACUGACACCAGUGGGAGCAGGGAGCAAAACCUGAGUCUGUAUGGCCCUCAAUAUUCUUAGGCUUGAAUUGUAUUUUGCUCUGAACCAUGAACAAAGCUCUUCUGCCACCUCCCGGAGCUCUGGGCUGUGUAGAUCUGGAAGUCCAUUUGGACUUUUUAGUUGUGCCACACACCUUAAAUGUACUGCAAAUCCUGUGGAUUUGGUUAUAUGUGUAAAUGACUGGAAUAACAAGGGGAUUGCAUUAGGUCUUGACAAAGAAAUCUUCUCACCAGCAAAGCUGAAAUCUCAUACCCUGCCUAUAAAAAAACCCUUUUCCAAGUGCAAAUGUACCUCAUUGACUACUGAUGGUAAAAGUCUGAGCUGCACAGGCUUUGCUGGGAAUGUUUUGGUUUGGACUGAAUCUUCUCCUCUGCACCUAAAAUCCAAAUAACCUGGAAACAGCCAUAGCUCCAAACCAGGGUCCUUACUGCACACACAGGGGCUACACUGCUCACACAGGUUUGUCCCUGUCCCUGUUCCUGUCCCUGUCCCUCUGUGGACUUCCUACUCCAGCUUUUAUUACCUCUCCUGGUGUGUUGCAUUCCCGGGCUUGGUGGUCAUGGAUCCAGCAUGUCUGUUUUAUGGGGGAAAUUGAAAUCCACCAUCCAUCCAUCAUCCAUCCAUCCAUCCAUCCAUCCAUCCAUCCAUCCAUCCAUCCAUCCAUCCAUCCAUCCAUCAUCCAUCCAUCCAUCCAUCCAUCCAUCCAUCCAUCCAUCCAUCAUCCAUCCAUCCAUCCAUCCAUCCAUCCAUCCAUCCAUCCAUCCAUCCAUCCCACAGGCUCUCCUGCAAGUGUCACUCUGCACCUCGUGUCAGACGUGGAGGACAAUUUCAGCCAAAUAAAGAUGUCACUUAAGGAAAAAAAAAGUCUGUGCUUUAAGGGAAAGAAAACUUAUGUCUACCUCAAGAUGUAUAACUUGUGUGACAAGAAGUAUGGGUGUUAUUUAUGUUUCUUGUAUUUCCUCUAGAAAGAAAGUGGUGCUAUGGGGUUUAAGUUGCAUUACAAUCCUGCUUGUACCUUGUGUUAAUUUUUAUAAAUUCAUUUUGAUUAUAAUGUGUUGUCCAAUGUUGCACAAGUGUCUGCAUUGCUGUGUUCUUGUCAGUCAAUAAA
Molecule: messenger RNA, 5621 nt
Organism: Camarhynchus parvulus
Lineage: Eukaryota; Metazoa; Chordata; Aves; Passeriformes; Thraupidae
Gene: WNT9B
Product: Wnt family member 9B
Exons: 4
Coding region: 32-1108 (358 amino acids)
Biological process (GO): cell fate commitment; multicellular organism development; canonical Wnt signaling pathway
Cellular component (GO): extracellular region
Molecular function (GO): cytokine activity; frizzled binding
Source: RefSeq, a predicted model, not a curated record